Molecule: messenger RNA, 5141 nt
Organism: Thalassophryne amazonica
Lineage: Eukaryota; Metazoa; Chordata; Actinopteri; Batrachoidiformes; Batrachoididae
Product: glutamate receptor ionotropic, NMDA 2B-like
Biological process (GO): excitatory postsynaptic potential; monoatomic ion transport; synaptic transmission, glutamatergic
Cellular component (GO): postsynaptic membrane; NMDA selective glutamate receptor complex; plasma membrane
Molecular function (GO): NMDA glutamate receptor activity; transmitter-gated monoatomic ion channel activity involved in regulation of postsynaptic membrane potential
Source: RefSeq, a predicted model, not a curated record
UGGCUUGUGUGCCUCUGGUUUCCAGGACGACCACUCCAUGUUUUUCCAAUUUGGCCCAUCCAUCGAGCAGCAGGCCUCGGUCAUGCUGAACAUCAUGGAAGAAUACGACUGGUACAUCUUCUCCGUGGUUACCACCUACUACCCUGGUCACGAGGACUUUGUCAACAAGAUCCGCAGUACAAUUGACAACAGCUUUGUGGGCUGGGAACUAGAAGAAGUCCUCCUGCUAGACAUGUCAGUGGACGACGGAGACUCGAAGAUCCAGAAUCAGCUGAAAAAACUGCAGAGCCCUGUUAUUCUGCUCUACUGCACCAAGGAGGAGGCUACCAUGAUUUUUGAGGUGGCCCACUCUGUAGGCCUCACAGGCUAUGGCUACACAUGGAUUGUGCCGUCACUGGUUGCCGGAGAUGCAGACCAUGUUCCGUCUGUCUUCCCUAUAGGGAUUAUCUCAGUGUCAUAUGACGAAUGGGAUUACAACAUUGAGGCCAGGGUCCGUGAUGCAGUAGCUGUCAUCGCCACGGCAACCUCUACCAUGAUGCUGGACCGGGGACCGCACACGCUGCUGAAGUCUAGCUGCCAGGGGCCACCUGACAAAAAGAUUGCAACCACCGGCUAUUCCAGAGAAAUACUGAAGUACGUGAUGAAUGUGACCUUUGAAGGUCGGAACCUGUCCUUCAGUGAAGAGGGCCACCAGAUGCAUCCCAAGCUGGUCAUCAUUCUUCUGGACAAGGACAGGCAGUGGGACAGGGUGGGUAAGUGGGAGAGAGGCUCUCUGACAAUGAGGUACCACGUGUGGCCGCGCUUCGAGUUGUACCCCACAGCCGAGGAACGGGAUGACCACCUGUCCAUUGUGACUCUGGAGGAGGCGCCUUUUGUCAUCGUGGAGGACGUGGACCCGCUCAGUGGAACCUGCAUGAGGAACACAGUGCCAUGCCGCAAGCAGCUCAAACUCAUAAAUCAGACGGGAGAUUCAGGGAUUUACAUCAAGCGCUGCUGCAAAGGCUUCUGCAUUGACAUCCUGAAGAAGAUUGCCAAGAUGGUCAAGUUCACGUAUGACCUCUACCUGGUCACAAACGGCAAACACGGGAAGAAGGUUAACGGGACAUGGAAUGGCAUGGUCGGAGAGGUGGUGGUAAAGAAUGCUCACAUGGCAGUGGGUUCACUCACCAUCAACGAGGAGAGGUCAGAGGUCAUCGACUUCUCUGUGCCGUUCAUCGAGACGGGCAUCAGUGUCAUGGUCUCCCGUAGCAACGGAACAGUCUCCCCGUCUGCAUUUCUGGAGCCCUUCAGCGCUGACGUCUGGGUGAUGAUGUUUGUGAUGCUGCUGAUCGUGUCGGCCGUCGCUGUGUUUAUAUUUGAGUAUUUCAGCCCGGUGGGUUACAAUCGCUGUCUGGCAGAUGGGCGAGAGCCCGGCGGCCCCUCGUUCACCAUCGGAAAGGCCAUCUGGCUGCUUUGGGGUCUGGUUUUCAACAACUCUGUUCCCGUGCAGAAUCCAAAAGGUACCACCAGUAAGAUCAUGGUGUCAGUGUGGGCCUUCUUCGCCGUCAUCUUCCUGGCCUCCUACACUGCCAACCUGGCCGCCUUCAUGAUCCAGGAGGAGUACGUGGACCAGGUGUCAGGCCUGUCUGACAAAAAGUUCCAAAAGCCGAACGAAUUCUCACCGCCAUUCCGGUUUGGCACGGUUCCCAAUGGGAGCACGGAGCGCAACAUCCGUAACAACUACAGGGAUAUGCAUGCCUACAUGACCAGCUUCCACCAGAAGAAUGUCGAUGAAGCUCUGUAUAGUCUGAAGACCGGCAAACUGGACGCCUUCAUCUACGAUGCGGCGGUGCUGAACUACAUGGCCGGCAGAGAUGAGGGCUGUAAGCUAGUCACCAUCGGGAGUGGGAAGGUGUUCGCCUCCACUGGCUAUGGCAUCGCCAUCCAGAAGGAUUCGGGCUGGAAAAGAGCUGUGGAUCUCGCCAUCCUCAUGUUGUUUGGAGAUGGUGAGAUGGAGGAGUUGGAGGCCUUAUGGCUGACGGGGAUCUGCCACAAUGAGAAGAACGAGGUGAUGAGCAGCCAGCUGGAUGUGGACAACAUGGCGGGCGUCUUCUACAUGCUCGGGGCCGCCAUGGUUCUGUCACUCAUCACCUUCAUCUGCGAGAUUUUGUUCUACUGGCAGCUACGCUUCUGCUUCAUGGGCGUGUGCUCUGGGAAUCCCGGGGUCACGUUCUCUAUUAGCAGGGGUAUCUACAGCUGCAUCCAUGGGGUACAAAUAGAGGAAAACAAGUCAACCGCCGACUCUCCGUCGUCCACCAUUAAGAAGAAUAUGAAUAACACACACUCCAACAUUCUAAGAUUGCUCCGCACUGCCAAAGACAUGACCGCUGUCCCGGGCAUUAACGGCUCUCCACAUGCUGCUCUGGAAUACAAUCACGGAGGUCAUGACUCGGCUAUCUAUGAUAUCCAGGAGCACCGGCGUAGCCUGGUGGGCCACCCUGCGGACUGCAAGUCAGCACCGCCCUACCUGCCAGAGGACAACAUGUUCAGUGACUACAUCAGCGAGGUGGAGAGGACAUUUGGAAACUUGCCCCUGAAGGACAGCAACCUGUACCAGGACCAUUACAGACACCACCACCCGGCCUCGGCUCUGGGUAUGUCCGGCCCCCUGCCUAAUAGGCCCCGUAGCUUAGGCAGUGCUAGCUCAUUGGAAGGGGGCAUGUUUGAUUGCGACAGUUUAGGGGGAGGAGUGACGCCUAUCUUCACCACCCAGCCCCGCCCCUCUAUGACUCACAGGAAUACCAGUAAGUUUGACCUAAUUGCUGGCCACGCCCCUGCGGAGUCCAACCAAGGGGGAUUUAAGGGGAGCAAUGUGUACGGGAGGUUUUCUUUCAAAGGAGGAGCAUCCAGCACAGGGAUCAUCGGGGGUCAUGAGAGGUACUGUGGUGGGGGUGGGGGAGGCUCUGGGGGUGAUGACGGGAACAUCCGUUCGGAUGUGUCUGAUAUUUCCACGCACACAGUCACUUAUGGCAACCUGGAGGGCAACGUCAAGAGACGUAAGCAAUACAGGGACAGCCUGAAAAAGAGGCCAGCCUCAGCCAAAUGCAGACGGGAGCACGACGAGAUGGAGCUGAGCGGCUUCAGGAGGAGACCACACCACCACACCGUCCACCACCACUCCCAUGGGCCUCUGGCACACCGCACAGUCUCACCAACCCUGGAGCGGAAAAGAGCAGCAGGGGGUAAUUCUUCACCUUACUUAUUCCGUAAAGAUAAAGAAAAUCUAAGGGAGUUCUACGCGGAUCCGUUCCGCUCCAAGGAGGGCAAGGCCAAGUGGGAGCAAGAGGGUGGAAGUGGAGGAAGCGGUGUGGGCGGCGGUAGUGGUGCUGGUAUCUGUAAAAGCUUAGUUCCUGUGGAAGACUUCCUGAAAGGUAAAGUCAAGAAACCGGAAUGUAAAGGUGGGCUUGGUUCAGUGUCAGGAGGUCUGCAGGGCCACACCUGCUGGGAGAAGGGAGUCUCGGGAUUAGGAGGUGGGGGCAUAGCAGGAGGUGACUGGGAGUGUCGUAACUGUCACAAUGUGUGUCAUCAUGGUGGAGGUGUAGGAGGAGGAGGAGUCACAUGCCCAGCUAGCAGUGUUGGGGGGAGCAGCAGUCGCCCCAGCUCUGCUACCUGUAAACGGUGUGACUCUUGUAAGGUUCAUCCAAACAACCUUUACAACAUCAGUGAGGAUAACAACAUUGCGUUCACUGGAGCUAAGGUUAGUGCAGGAGGAAGCCAAUCACAGACUCAGGCGCAACGCAGGAAGAUGGGACCCGGUGGGAGGAUGUUACGGAGGCAGCACUCAUACGACACAUUUGUGGAUAUGCAAAGGGAGGGGGGAGGCCGCAUGGGAGGAGGUAGCGGGAGCUUUGCAGGACAGCUCCCCCAGCCCCGAAGCGUAAGCUUGAAAGACAAAGAUCGCUUCAUGGAGGGUCCCAGCCCGUACGCACAGAUGUUUGAGACGUAUGCAGGUGAAAGGGAGCCCAACUUGUUUAGUGGUGUAGGUGGAGAUAGGGUGAAAGGUGGCUCCUCGUUUACGUUGUUCCGUGGUGGCGAGGGUGGUUUUCAUCGGCGGUCUUUUGGGGAGAGAGACCUGCGGGAUAGAGAUAGAGCUAUGAUGGGAGGUGGGGGCUGUGGUGGUGGUGGUGGUGGUGGUAGCAGAGGGACCGGGACUUACUCCUUGUCUAAAUCUCUCUACCCAGAUAAGGUGAACCAGAACCCCUUCAUCCCAACCUUCGGCGAUGACCAGUGUCUUUUACACGGUGCCAAACCGUACUACGUCAAAAAGCCACAGACGCAGCAGCAGCAGCAACUUCUCAACAACAGCCGUGGAGGAGGGGACUUCAGAGGCUCCAUGGGAGCGACUUCCUAUUUGCCUGCGUCAGCCACAGCUGGGGUGAUGUCCAAUGUGGCCCCCAGGUACCCCAAAGAGCUGUGUCUGGGUGGAAUAGGAGGGCCAAUGGGAAACCACCACGGGGCCAACAAGCACCUGCCAGUGGGCAGGGACACAUUAGGUUUGGGGCAGGGGCAGAGACCUUUUAACAGUGCCAGCAACGGACAUGUGUAUGAAAAGCUCUCCAGCAUAGAGUCAGACGUCUGAGGGCCAAGACAGAAAGAAAGGGAUCGAUGGAGUGGUUGAAGGAACGAGUGGAGUGGAGAGAAUCAUGGGGCACAAGCCGAGGAGAUCUAGCAGGAGAUGCUGUGUGGGUGUGUGAGUGGGCGUGGCUGCACAGAGGUCACCACGAGCUAAGCCAUCAUGGCAAAAUACGGCAGGAGACAGGAUGGUGGAUGCUGCUCCAGCACCCAAAGAAAGCUAAGAAGGGAGGGAUAAUGAAAUGAAAAUGACCCAUUUCUGCUCUCGUCGCAUCAUCCGCUCCUCCCUCCUGCAGAUCCUUACGCCAAAACAAACAAUUUCUUAGCAACGAAAAUACAAUCAUGAAUGAGAAAUCAACAUUUUCGUUGACGUAACAGGGUAAACUAACAAUAACUGUACUGGUAAUGUUAAUAAUAUUAAAUAUUAUUCAACUGUUUUACAAUGACUGGUUUGGUUUUUGGAUUUUAUUUAUUUAUAUAGUUCGCGUUACAUAUCUGUAUGAUGUUAAUUCUUUCUUCACUGACCAAAA